Molecule: messenger RNA, 750 nt
Organism: Penicillium argentinense
Lineage: Eukaryota; Fungi; Ascomycota; Eurotiomycetes; Eurotiales; Aspergillaceae
Gene: med8
Product: RNA polymerase II mediator complex subunit MED8
Exons: 2
Coding region: 1-750 (249 amino acids)
Biological process (GO): regulation of transcription by RNA polymerase II
Cellular component (GO): mediator complex; core mediator complex
Molecular function (GO): RNA polymerase II cis-regulatory region sequence-specific DNA binding; transcription coregulator activity
Source: RefSeq, a predicted model, not a curated record
AUGGCGACCCUCACCAACGACCAGAUCAAAACCCUCGAGCAGUCGCGCCAGCGACUCGUCCAACUGACCCGCUCACUGGGCUCUCUAAUCGGAAGUCUGAACCAAAGCGAGCCCCUCCCACCCUGGUCCUCCCUCCAAACCCAAGCAAGCAUCAUCUCCAACAACCUCGUCAGCGUCUCCGAACUCCUCUCCGACAACCGCGACCUCCUCUCCACCCUAGUCGCCUACCCAGGCCCCGAAUACCCAGGCCGAACACAAUCCAACGCCCUUCAACAACUCCUCCGCACAAAGCUCGACCCGCGCGUCGAAGACUGGGUCGAGCGUGGCCGGGUGCAAGGCACCGAGCAGGCAAAUCUCUCUACGGCGAAUCCCAGCGUCCCCGCGCCGUCAGCGGAGAAGCUGUCUGAAGCCGAGCUCGCGAGCUUGUGGGAGUGGGCGCCGCUGGCGGCAAACGAGGAGGCGAGAAGACGGGAUUGGGGCGCGAAUUAUACGCUUGAGGAGCGGGAGAUGGGGAUUGAGAAUGUUGUUACGGGGUUGAAGAGGACGUUGGAGGAUGAAGAGGAGGGGGAUGAAGAGGAUGAGGAGGGGGAGGAGGGGGAGGAGGAGAUGGAGAUAGUCGGUGUUCAUCGGAAGUCUGGCGGUGGGAGUGGGGUUGAGUUUGAUAUUGCGCCUCAUCAUGCGCAUCCUGUGCAUCCAGUUGUGCCGUUGCCGGAUAUUUUGAGGUUUAUGACUACUGGGAAGAUGGUUUGA